AUGCUCACGAGCUGGAACUUUGUGUUCGUCACCGACUUUGCGAGUUACAAGCCCGUCUACCUGUCCGAGUCGAACCCGACUGAGUACACAUUCCUGUUCGACACGUCCCACCGAAGAGUGUGUUACACUGCCACCGAACGGUUCUACAAGUCACAGGACAUUCAAUUCAUCGACCUGAGUGACGAGGGGGAGUGGUGCAUGGACGUGUUCUCCCUUGGAUGUGUUGUCCUCGAACUGUGCUUGGACGGGAAGCCGCUCUAUGUUCUGUCGGGCAACACUGCCAUUGGCAAACCUGACAAUCAGGCCGCACAGGCCACCAUCAACGAGAUUGGGGAUCCUCAUGUCCGGGAAAUGGUCAGUUCGAUGAUUGCGGAGAACCCAACUCACCGACACACGCCGGAAUAUUACAUAAACAAAUACUUCCCCGAGCCACACUACGCCUAUCUCAUGCAACUCAUGGAACAAAUAAAUUCCACUGUCAACGCCACGGCCGAUUAUAUAAUCACGGACAUGCACAGACGAUGGGCGGACAUCACGAGCCAUCUGGGAGGGGGGGCUGCCGAGUGGAGUGGAAACUCGUAUGUGAUACUAUUGUCCUUGUAUACGGCCUUCCUCCCACACCUCGCGUCCACUGAGGCCAAAUACACCGCCUUUGAUCUCUUCAAAUUGUUUGAGCCUCGUUUGAACGCCUCCGUGUUUUUUGAACGGACAAUUCCGCACAUUUUUAUGUUUUUUGAGGACGCGGACUCGAAUGUCUCGUCGGAAGCCAUCAACCUCGUGACGGACUAUUUGAUUGCCCUGCCGAGCUGCCUGUCGCAGGACAUAUUGCUGGAUUAUAUCAUCCCCACUUACCACAAUUUGUGCCACACCGACAAGCCUUUGAUCCGCCUGGCUUUGGCAGCAAGAAUUGGUGAUUUAUUCGAAAUGAUUUCGCGGCAAUUAAGCAAAACUGAUUUCGCGACAGUUGAUUCACAGUUUGAAAUGUCCUCUGAGUAUUUUGGAGACAUGGUGAUAGCUCUGCUAACCACUCGUGACUCGUCCAUCUACAAGAAAAUAUCAGAAACCGACAGUCACCAAAUAACCGAAAGUUAUGACGUUAUCGUGGAGCUCCUCAGAAGUUCGAUGGCCAAGAUUUUUGAUUUCUUUGGAGAGGAGCGUUUUUGUGUGACAAUAAUGCCGCAUAUUAUCAAUCUGGCACACACAAAGGACUGCUGGGAGGUGAGGGCUGAGUUUUUCCGAGUCCUCCCAGGAAUAUUCAAUCAGCUGUAUGACACAUCUUGCAUGUUAUUGCCACUUUUCGAGGCAGGGUUGUCCGAUUGUGAGGAAUUUGUUAUCCACGAAACAAUUGAUUGCAUUGAAGCGAUAUUGGAUAAAGAUAUGCUCGACACUGGCCUGCUACUGUCAUUGCUCAAGAGAAUCAUCCCCUUCUUGAUACACCCCAACACAAUGAUCCGCACAUCAGCCAUCCACUUUGUCCACACACUCUCCAGACGUGUUGGGUUUGCCUUCAGUCAGUGUGUCAUCCUUCCUCAUCUCGACGGAAUUGUCGCCCAACGGUUUUAUCUGAUUGAGGAUGCAGUCACAUUUGCACGUGCAAUUGCCCCUCCCAUUGCACGGGAUUUGAUUGAUUGUGUUACCAAGUCUUCGAACGACCCGGGAGUGUUGUUUUCUGUUUUGGAAACCAGAGUUGGUGGAGCAAAUGAAGAUUGGAAUUCGAUUGAUGCAUUUCACGAUUUGUCCUCUACUCUCAAGAGAACAUUUCAACAAAUGACAUUUUCCGACGUUUCAUUAAUUUUGAAACUAAAAACAUAUUUCCUGGACGUCCUCCACCGAAGCCCCAUUUCUGAUUCUGAAACGGAUUUGUACAAGACGAUUAGUCUGGCAGACCAAUUGGUGCAAUUGUCGAGCAAUCGGGUGGAGACGAGUGGUAGUCAAGGAAAGUACUUCCCAAAUGAUUAUUCGGCACAUCUCCACCAAUUCCUCUGCAAUAAACGGGAAGAAAACAUGUUUAAUGAGUUGAGGAGGAGUUGUACAUCCACCUGCUUUCGGGCAUCGGAAGGUACCUUUCAGGGGACUCAAUUGACCACUCUUCUCUACCACGAUGCUCCAGUUCACUGUCUGAGUGCAGAUUACAACGGGAACUACUUUGUGUCUGCAUCCUCGGACUCGAAAUAUUGCAUUUGGUCAAUUGCUGAUAUUCUGGGAGGAUCUUACACGCCCAUUGCUGAUGUUUGUGCCCACCCUCGUGUGAAGGAGCCUCUCUUUGUGGAGCACUUCCAACACGACCGGAACUUUGUUGUCCUCAGUCAGUCAGGGAUGCUUCACAUUUAUGACGUGGAGAAAAGUACAAAGACCAACGUCACAACCAGCGUAGUCCCCGAUUCGGGCAAGGCUGUCGGGAUUUCGGUGUGUGGGGAUUCUUGUGCCAAUGGUUAUGUAAUAGCACUGACUAGUCACGGGGCUCUCUCAAUGAUUGAUCUCCGAGUCCCCAAACCGAUUUCGCUCGACUUUAUUCCUCUGAAGUACGGCAGAUGCAGCUGCUUUGACGUGGACUAUUCCAAGUCGUGGCUGGUGGUUGGAACAGGUCACGGAAACUGUGUGUGUUGGGAUAUUCGAUUCAGAUCUCCAUUUUCCAUUUUAACACCUGCAGACCAUGUGCGUCGAGCAGUUCGUUCAGUUAUAGUAAACCCUCUGGAUAAACAUGGAGUGAUAGCUUCCUAUAAUAGUGACAACUCAAUAAUGUUGUGGAAUGUCCCAUACUCGCAUGUAUCGACGGGAAUAACUACGAUUGGGGACAUUGACAAUGUCAGGUGUUCGUGGAAAAAGAAUUUCAUAUCUCGCAUGGUAAACUACGAGCACAGACAGCAGUCCAUGCUGCUCACUGUUGGCUCAGACAUGAGAAUCCGCAAUUGGAAUCUAUCCAAUAUUUCUCAGAGCAAAGUUCUAUCAAUGGGCUGGGUUGACUCGUCAUAUUCCAACAUUUCAUAUUCCGAAAAGAACUAUCCAGAAUUUUCAGAAAUAUAUGAGAAAAAUAUAGUCGACGAAACUACUGCACGAUCAAGAAACCGAGAUAGAGACCUAUCGGGACACCGUAGUAUUAUCACGGACAUUAAACUACUCAUAAGUAACACAACUAGUUUCCUUCUAACAUCCUCCUACGAUAAGACCGUAAAAAUAUGGAACUAA
This is a messenger RNA of Octopus sinensis (East Asian common octopus), 3186 nucleotides long. Its product is annotated as phosphoinositide 3-kinase regulatory subunit 4-like. Bases 1 to 3186 code for a protein of 1061 amino acids. The transcript has a single exon. The record is from RefSeq and is a predicted model, not a curated record. Lineage: Eukaryota; Metazoa; Mollusca; Cephalopoda; Octopoda; Octopodidae. Gene Ontology annotation, cellular component: nucleus-vacuole junction; late endosome; phosphatidylinositol 3-kinase complex, class III, type II. Gene Ontology annotation, molecular function: protein serine/threonine kinase activity; protein binding. Gene Ontology annotation, biological process: autophagy of peroxisome; macroautophagy; late endosome to vacuole transport.